Oryza sativa Japonica Group (Japanese rice) is the source of this 1393-nucleotide messenger RNA. Lineage: Eukaryota; Viridiplantae; Streptophyta; Magnoliopsida; Poales; Poaceae. The record is from RefSeq and is a predicted model, not a curated record.
GUAUAAGAAUGCCCUAUGGCGGCAUGGCUCAUCCAUCCAUCGACUAGUCAUUGUACGUAGCCACACCGGUCCAACCUAAGCGAGAGCUAAUGGAAGCUCUAACUAGCUCGCCAAAUUAGCUAGUCACCAUCACUAUAUCUUCCUCUAUGUGUAAUAUGUACUUGCAAUAACUAAUAAGAAGAUUUGCCUCCUAAUCAGACAACUAAUUAGCUUGAUCUGACAGCGUGCAUUCUGACGAGUCGUACGUGCAUCCUGACACGGCGUCGAUCGUUCGAAUAUAUAAACACAGCUGCGCUCUACGCCAACAACUAACUGUCCGUGUGCGAGUUGCGACCUUGCUGGAAAACUUGUACCUAGAGCUAGCUGAAGGAAGCAAUAUGGCCACCGUGGAUGGCACAACGGCGCCGAGCUCCGGCGGCAAGACGGCGACGGUGGCGUUGGAGUCGGGCGGCGGCCGCUACGGUGGGCCGGCUCCGGCGAAAUGCUCCGGCGCCAACCUGGCCCUGAGGGCGCUGCUCUUCGCCGUGUCGCUGUCCGCGCUCGUGGUGCUUGUCACCGCCAAGCAGACGGUGAUGGUCCCGUUCGUCAUCCGGCCGCCGCAGUUCAUCCUCGCGCCGGUCCCCGCCAAGUACACGCACUCACCGGCGCUCAUAUAUCUGCUGGCUGCGCUGUGCGCGACGUGCUUUUACAGCCUGAUCACGGCCAUCAGCUCGGUGAGGUUGCUCUCCAGCUCGGCUUGCUCUGCCAAGACGCUCUUCUACCUCAUCCUGCUUGAUGUGUUCUACGCAGCCGUGAUGGCGUCGGCGACCGGGACAGCGGGGGCCGUGGCGUGGGUGGGACUGAAGGGGAACUCCCACACCCGGUGGAACAAGAUAUGCAACGUCUACGGCAAGUUCUGCCGCCACAUCGGCAGCUCCACCUUCCUCGCCCUCAUCGCCGCCAUCGUUCUCGUCCUCCUCGCCUUCCUCAACGCCUACUCCCUCUACCGCCGAAGCCGUUGAUUCAUUCCCCAUGAACUUGUUUGCUGCCGCCGCCCCCGGACCGUAGAGUUGCUUGCUUCCGUCGUCGCAUCGACCGUCCGUGUGUGGAUGGAUUCUUGUGUUUAAUUAGUUUUUGUCCCUAAGUGUUUGAAACAUUUGGGUGGUGUGAUGUUUUUUUAGUGCUUGCCGGCCGUAUAUGUUAGCUGUUGUCUCACAUCUCCGGAAAUUCAACGUUAUCCUCUCAGUGAUAUAUAAUGUUUCAUGGUUGAACUAAUGAACUAGAACAUGUACGUUAACGUUGUCGCAUUCCGUUGCAUCAAAUUUUACUAUCAUUCGUUGUGUGGAUCGAGUCUUGUGUAGCAGAAACAAAGUAUUCCAGUUAGGUGAUCUAUAUGUUGUUAUCGACCGAGAAA